This is a messenger RNA of Syzygium oleosum, 1718 nucleotides long. RefSeq names its product phytoene synthase 2, chloroplastic-like. Lineage: Eukaryota; Viridiplantae; Streptophyta; Magnoliopsida; Myrtales; Myrtaceae. The transcript is spliced from 5 exons. Gene Ontology annotation, biological process: carotenoid biosynthetic process. Bases 297 to 1469 code for a protein of 390 amino acids. Gene Ontology annotation, molecular function: geranylgeranyl diphosphate synthase activity. The record is from RefSeq and is a predicted model, not a curated record.
GUGCGGGGGGGAGGCAUCUCUUCAUCUGUCAAAACCUUUUUGGAGUCGUCAUCACUAUCGUCGUCCCACUUGAGUGGAGGAAAUUAGUAAAACCCGCCAUUGGUGGUCGCCCAUUUGCUCAAGGCUACUACUACUUUUCAAGAGACCAUUCUCCUCUUCUCCUUCUCCUGCUCCUCUGUACUGUUCCAUUUCCACUAGAAAGUGGGUGGGCCUCGGGGAAAUCUUCACCCAAGAGCAAUACCCGAGUAGGAAAAUACAAAGAUCCAUCCUUGCCCUGAGCUCUUUGUGUGAGAGAGAUGUCUGGUGUUCUUCUUUGGGUGGUUGGCCCCAAAGGGAACGGCGCGUCCCUGUUCAAUCUCGAGCCCAGGACGAGCAAGAAACAGAGGAGGCCAAGAUUGUGCUCGGGAGUGCGAGUGGUGAGCGUGGUCUCGGCCAUUUCGACCUCGGUGGCGAGCCCGUCGAGAUCUUCAGUGGAGAGGGUGUACGAGGUCGUGCUGAAGCAAGCAGCUUUGGUGAGGGAGCAGAGGACAGAGAAGGCUCUGGAUGUGAAGAAGCCGGAGGAAGCAGAGGGGUUGACCGGCGGCGACUUGUUGAACGAGGCCUACGAGAGGUGUGGCGAGGUCUGCGCCGAGUAUGCCAAGACGUUUUACUUGGGUACGCUACUGAUGACACCGGAGCGACGAAGAGCUGUUUGGGCAAUCUACGUGUGGUGCAGGAGGACUGAUGAACUCGUGGACGGACCGAACGCUGCGCACAUCACUCCAAAGGCUCUGGACAGAUGGGAGAAAAGACUGAAUGAUCUCUUCGAGGGCCGUCCUUAUGACAUGUACGAUGCUGCUCUGGCAGACACCGUCUCGAAGUACCCCGUGGAUAUUCAGCCCUUCAAGGACAUGAUAGAGGGCAUGAGGCUCGACUUGAGAAAAUCGAGAUACAUGAACUUUGACGAGCUCUACCUUUAUUGCUACUACGUAGCCGGGACGGUCGGGUUAAUGAGUGUACCAGUCAUGGGGAUCGCGCCUGAAUCAAAGGCAUCCACAGAAAGCGUCUACAAUGCUGCAUUGGCACUUGGGAUCGCUAAUCAGCUGACCAACAUACUCAGGGACGUCGGCGAAGAUGCUAGGAGAGGAAGGGUAUAUCUCCCGCAGGAUGAGCUCGCGCGCGCCGGGCUAUCAGAUGAGGACAUAUUCCGGGGGAAAGUGACCGACAAGUGGAGGGGAUUCAUGAAAGAGCAGAUAAAGCGGGCGAGGAAGUUCUUUGACGAGGCUGAGAAGGGCGUCAUGGAGCUCAACGCGGCGAGCAGGUGGCCGGUGAUGGCGUCGUUGCUGCUGUACAAGCAAAUCCUGGACUCCAUUGAAGCAAACGACUACAACAACUUCACAAAGAGAGCUUAUGUGGGGAAGGCAAAGAAGCUCAUAUCACUGCCUGUGGCUUAUGGAAAAGCACUUGUGGGGCCUUCAACAGAUGCGUGAGUUGACUGACGAGAACUUGGGUUUUUGGUCCAUUUUUUGAAGUGUUGGGCUUGUAGCAGAACAGGUUGAGCUCUGUAAAUUCCCAUGUUAUAUAGAUGUAGCAGUCGCGUAUAAGGAGCCAUAAGUGGCUAGUGAAAUAAGGGUCCAUGGUCAGCUCAGCUUUGAUUAUUAGUUUCUUCACUGUUUAAAUUAGAAAAGGGAGCAGUGAAUGUAAAGAUCACAUGAAAGGACCAAUUAGUUCUUGUACAA